Molecule: messenger RNA, 2856 nt
Organism: Echinococcus granulosus
Lineage: Eukaryota; Metazoa; Platyhelminthes; Cestoda; Cyclophyllidea; Taeniidae
Product: Serine/threonine-protein phosphatase 4 regulatory subunit 3
Exons: 6
Coding region: 1-2856 (951 amino acids)
Biological process (GO): protein dephosphorylation; DNA damage response
Cellular component (GO): protein phosphatase 4 complex; nucleoplasm
Molecular function (GO): protein phosphatase activator activity
Source: RefSeq, a predicted model, not a curated record
AUGUCUUCUUCGGAAGCUACUACGCGCAGGCGUGUGAAGCUUUAUAUGCUAAAUGAGGAGCGACAGUGGGAUGAUAAAGGAACUGGACAUGUGUCCGCUCUCUACAACGAUGCGAGUUGCAUCUGUCUUGUCGUUAUUUCGGAAAAUGACGGAUCUCCUCUUCUGGAAUCAAAGAUUCAGCCAGAGACCGCGUAUCAAAAGCAGCAGGAGACACUUAUAGUUUGGUCUGAAGGAGAAAAUGUAGAUCUUGCUCUUUCUUUCCAAGAAAAGGCUGGGUGUGAUGAUAUAUGGGAAAAAAUUUGUUCCGUGCAGGGUAAAGACCCUUCGGUUGAAAUUACGCAAGACGUCGUGGACGAAUCUGACGACACUGAUGAUGUCGAGGCCUACUCAUUAGUCACUAAUCAAGCUCUUCAAACGUUUGAACUUCCCCCUUGUGAACUUUCACGGCUAGAAGAGAUCGCUGAGGUAUUUAGUACGCAUUUGAACCUCAUUCAAAAGCGUGAGCGCAUUGUUGCAGCGGUUGAUCGUAGUAAUUAUGUCAGACAGUUGCUUGAUCUUUUUCACAAAGCUGAGGACCUGGAAGACCUGAAUUCAUUGCAUUUUUUGUACGAUAUCUUCAGACAGCUUAUCCUAUUCAACAAACAGGUUCUUUAUGAGACUCUUUUUUCUGACGACGUUAUAUUGGACGUCAUUGGUAUUUUGGAGUACAAUCCGGGAGGCCGAACACGACAUCGUGAUUUCUUGAGAAAUCAGGCAAAUUUCAGAGAGGCGUUGCCACUUCACAACUCGAAGCUAAUAAAUAAAAUUCACCAAACCUACCGAGUACAGUAUAUUCAGGAUUGUUGUUUGCCACCUCCAAGCCUCGUCGAUGAACAGUCCAUGUCUGAUUUAAAGUCGUUCAUUUCGUCAAAUAAGAUGGAGAUUCUGAGUGCUUUGCAAGAAGACCGUGAGAUCAUGCUAAGGCUGUUCACAUGUCUUAAGUCUCCCGAAACUUCUGACUCACACCGACGCGAGUUGGCUCUCUUCGUGAAGGAGUUUUGCAAUCUCUCUGUACAGACUGAUCAGAAGGAGGCAUUUCUGGCCACCUUGUCCGCUCAUGGCGCUCUUUCCACGGUAGAGGUACUUCUUUCCAACAACGAUCAUGACGUCAAAUCAGCUGCUCUGGUGAUUCUUCAGGCCUUUGUUGAAAAUCAGCCGUCAAUAGUACGUGAGCACGUGUGUAAGGAGGGUGCCAGGCAACAUCGUGACGAGAACAUUUUGAUAAAUUUGAUGAUUACGCAGCUCUUAGAAGACUUCGAUCCAGAACUUGGUGAUGCCUACCAACUUGGAUACAUGCUGCGUAUUCUGGUUGAUCCCGAUAAUAUGACUAAUGCAUCUGCGCGAAGUGAGAAGUCAGAGUUUUUGAGCUUCUUCUACAAACGUUGCAUAGGCACGUUGACAAAACCCUUAUUCGACAACACCGCUCAUGGUGCGAUUGGUUGUGACAACUACCAUUCUGCACUUGUAUUAAGUAACGUCUUGGACUUGCUGAUUUUUUGCAUCGAGACCCAUACCCACCAUAUGAAAAACUAUUGCCUUCAUCGAGAUCUUGUAAAGCGUGUAUUGGUUUUGCUGCGUUCAACACACAAGUUUCUGGUCCUAAGUGCUCUAAGGUUGUUGCGGAAGAUGAUUCAGUUGAAGGAAGAAUUCUACAAUCGAUACCUUAUCAAAAACUGUUUGUUCAAGCCGGUGGUAGAACUGUUUACCGCCAAUGGACAUCGAUAUAACAUGAUCGACUCAGCCAUCGUUGAAUUGUUUGAGUACAUUCACAUGGAGGAUAUCACGUCGCUUAUUAAUUAUGCUGUGAAUGAGCACUGGGAUGUUCUAAAUAAAAUCACCUAUGUGAACACGUUCAAACGACUUAAAGAACGUUACGAUGCUAAUAAUAAACCAGGUCGAACGGAUUCAUCUAGUAUCUUCGGUCAGACGGUUCCAACAGGCAUACCGUCUUUGAGGGCCACGGUUAAUUCACGAUUUGUCCGCGGACCAGCAGUUUUUGAUGAUGAAGAGCAGUGGUUUAAUCAGGACGACGAAGACGAAGAUGAAACCGAAAUAUCAACUCAAACUCAGCCUCAUGGACAAUCCUCAAUGACCCUGGAGAGCAUACCGUCUCGUUUUUUUACCACAUCCAGCAGCCCCCCUGCGCCAUCUUCUCCCAGUGGUUCACCCAAGGCGCUCCACCACUCGCCCGUGCAAAGCACCACUGCGGCAACGACAACCCCCCCCUUCACCCUUUUGAUACCGUCCUCGUCGUCCACCUCUGACUCCUCCCCGGGGCCCCUCAUAAAUCGUCGCAUUGGACACACUUCGUACCCUGCGAUCUCUAUUCACAUCAGGUCCACUCAUCUGGGUGUCCUCAGCAACACGGAAAACGAAAAUGACGCUAACGUUUCAUCGCCGUCGCGAAGUGCACUCAAACGACUCUUCGGACGCGGUGAGGAUGACGAUGCAGCUGCCUCUUCGGGUGAUGGUAGCAGUGGUGGAGACGAAAGCGGUGAUGGCGACGAAGAAGCCCUAUCUGUCAAACAUUCCAAGAGGCCAUUGGUUGAGGAACAUGGGGAUAGCAAUAAUAACAACAGUAGUUCUGCUGAUGCUUCAGGAACUAUCCCCGAGAAAACUAGGAAGGAGGGUGAAAUCGUUGAUGAGUCCGCUGAUAUCGCCAAGAGCCCUAUGGUCGGUCUUGUCGACUACUCUGACGAGGAGAGUGAUGAGGAGGAGUCUAAUCUAGGCUCGACGGGUGCAAAGUCACCGCCUGCUACUUCGAGUGCCACCGAGGAGCCAAAAGUGGCUAAAUCUACUGGAUCGUCGUCGUCCUAA